Beta vulgaris subsp. vulgaris (sugar beet) is the source of this 882-nucleotide messenger RNA. RefSeq lists its product as hypothetical. The transcript has 4 exons. The record is from RefSeq and is a predicted model, not a curated record. Bases 208 to 882 code for a protein of 224 amino acids. NCBI's taxonomy places the organism in Eukaryota, Viridiplantae, Streptophyta, Magnoliopsida, Caryophyllales, Amaranthaceae.
GAGAGUCAAUACAGUUAUCAUUGGCUCAUCAAAAACUUCUCUCUCUCCCAUAUUUCUCUUUCUCUUCUAUAUUCCCUCAGAAUAUCCUGAAAAUCAUCCACGCAAAACAUUUCCUAGAUUUUCGUCCCAGAUUAUAGUUUUACAAGAUUCAUUUUCUUUAGUGUCAAAAACCCAUAAAAUUCUGGGAUAAGUCAUAGAAUAAAGAAGAUGAGCAACUAUAAUAGUGAUUCCACACCUGAUGAAGAAUAUAACUAUAACAACAACAACAUUAAUGGGGAAAAUGUAUCUUAUGCUAGUACAAAUAGCGAGUUACUACCCUCUACAUCUGCUGAUACUUCGUCUGAGAUUCAACGCCCCAAAUCUCUUACGAGAGAAGAAAUAGAGGAUGUUAAAAAAGGUGAACCAAUAAUUGGUUUGAAGCUGACUAUUACACCAUCGUUUCUGGAUUUGUGUAAUAAAAUUGCCUCUGAAACAGAUGAUAGCUUUGUUUCAGUGGAUAGACUGAAACCGGCUACUUUCUCUGCUUUAUCUAUCACAAUUGGCUCUUGGACGAAAAUCGCCAGGCAUACCGGAGCAUUGAUAGCCAAGUGUUACUUCAAAAAAAGAAGGCAAUUAGCUUGGGAAGUUUUGAACGUCAGCCUGAAUAACAAGAUUGAGUUUUCGUGGUCUAAUAUUGCAGCCAUUAAAGCUACUUUUCACCCGAAUGAAGGAGUUCUUGAUAUCAUGUUGGAAAAGCCACCGUUAUUCUUCCAGGAAGCUACCCCUGAGCCUGGAAAACCUAUUAAAUGGGAACAAUGUGGAGAUUUCACAGAACAGCAACAAGCUUCCAUAAUAAGGUAUAUAUCAAUUCGGACUAGUGUACUACUACCUCGGUUUCUUUGA